AACCUCGUCAUAUACCUCGUCAGUUGAAAUCCUACCUACAAAGUAAACUGACAACCUAGGUUAGAUAGAUCGUGAUCAAUCUCGCCUCGUUAAAACUUGUCGAUACAAAGUGAAAAGUGUUCGACUCUGAACGUAGAAAAUCUUGAUCGACCUAUAUUGUGACGUGAAACAAUUUUUUAAAUAUUUAAUGUACUUUCUACAUUUUUCAUGAUUUUAUCCAGUUAUCUGUGAAUCGACUUAAGGAGAUGAAUAGUUUCGUGUGAUCAUACUUGUGAUAGUGAUUAAUUUGUGUUCAGAAUUUCUUUUUCCAUUCGAAUUUCUUGAUGAUGGAGUCAAUGUCACUCAGUGCUGCUAAUUCAAGUAGAUUUUGACAUACAUAAUCAGAGUAUUUAACGAAGACUGGCUGAAUAAAGUGUUUCGACAAAAAGUUAUCAACAAAGGUUAUCUCUUGCUGAGAGUUCCAGGAUGAUCAAUAUCAUCGUCAAGACUAUUUUGCUGGUGUAUCUUUUUCAAUUGUUUGUUGGGAUAAUUGGCCAGUCGCCGUGUCCCAACUACUUCCGAUAUAUUCAAGAUGAUGUCUCAAACGAACUCAUUGGUUACAUUGAAAUACCAUUCCCACCACGUGGAGUUAUCUUGCAACUCAGCGUCAGUUUAAGUAUCGCUGUUGCACUACCUUCGAAAUACGUUGGACGAUUGGAAUUGGCAAAUUCGAAAGAACAAUCGAUUAAGGCAGUGAACCAGGGCAGGCCUCUGUCGUACAAAAUCCAUUUUCCUCUACCUCGACCAAUACCAUUAUUAAGCAGUUUGUGGUUCAACGAUCGAUUUAUCUGUUCCGGUCCACGUGCAACUGGGCCGAUUGUCACCUCUAUUGUAUUAAAUCACACACUUUACCCACCUGGAAAUGCUCUCAGUAAGCAGCCAGAAUUUAAUGACAAUAAUAAUUGGAACAGGGUGGGAAAUAUAUAUCCACCUGCAUCAAUAAUCAACCGACGUGAACCUUUGCAAUCCCCGCAAAUAGGACCAAAUGUGCCAAAUGUUAGACCCGCGCCACCAAAUAAUGAACAAAUUAAUCUAGUGUGUGGUCGAAGCAGUAUGGAACCUGUUAAUCCUCUCAUAGUUAGAGGCGAGAAAGCGUCCCCUGGUCAGUGGCCAUGGCUGGCAGCAAUCUUUUUGGUCAAGUUAGAAUUUGAACUUCAGUGCGCAGGCACGUUGAUUUCGAAUACACAUAUUAUUACAGCUGCACACUGUUUACAAAUGAAUAAAGUAAAUCUACCUGCUGGCUCAUUUUUGGUAUCCUUGGGACGCUAUCGACUCCGAGACUGGAGAGAGAACGGUUCGGAGAAUCGGGAAAUAAGAGAGUACAGAGUUCACCCCGAUUUUGUCGCGGGUGGUAAUGCCGAUGCAGAUCUAGCCUUAUUGAUACUACAAGAGAGAGUGGAAUUCAAUUCGAUGAUAAAACCUAUUUGUCUUUGGUCCGGACCUUCGCUUCUGUUGAACGUUGUAGGCAAGGUUGGCUACGUAGUAGGCUGGGGACGUGACGAAUUGGGAAACCCGUAUGUUCAAGAACCUCGACAGAUCAAGGUUCCGAUCGUGGCUCAGGAAGUUUGUCUCUGGAGCAACAGCAACUUCGUCGCGUUCACCUCAAACCGAACGUUCUGCGCUGGUCAAAGAAACGGAAGUGGCCCAUGCAACGGAGAUAGCGGAAGCGGCUUCGUGAUAUACAGUAGGGAAAUGGAUCGUUAUCUAUUGCGAGGGGUCGUUUCGAGGUCCCUUUUGGACAGUAGCACUAUGUCUUGUGACUUAUCGCAAUUCGUCAUUUAUGUAGACAUUGCUCAACAUCUAAACUGGAUACAAACAGAGAUUUCUAAGAAUAAUUGAUGAUCAAUGAUUAACUGAUAAAUUAUUGAUGUUUGUAACUAUAAAUAUACUAGUCGAUUAGAUUUUGUAUAUAAAUUAUUAUUUUAUCAUAUUAAACCUUGAAUAGUUAGU
Bombus pascuorum is the source of this 1989-nucleotide messenger RNA. RefSeq names its product serine protease gd-like. The transcript has 7 exons. Gene Ontology annotation, biological process: proteolysis. Lineage: Eukaryota; Metazoa; Arthropoda; Insecta; Hymenoptera; Apidae. The record is from RefSeq and is a predicted model, not a curated record. Bases 466 to 1878 code for a protein of 470 amino acids. Gene Ontology annotation, molecular function: serine-type endopeptidase activity.